AUGAAGCUGUGCGUGUUCGCAAGCUACCCGCCGCGGGAGGACCUGCGCCCCGGCGACUGGCUCUGCGGUAUGUGCGACGCGGCCAACGCUCCGCGGUACCCCAGCUGCGGCUGCGGCACGCCGCGCGCCGCCGCGCCCGCGACGGCGAUCAUGUGCAUCCCGUGGCCGCGCAAUCCGGAGCCCGACGCGUGGGCCUACGGGUGCCUCGUGGAUCGGCCCGACGGCUACGUCGCGGCGGCGGGCGACGCCGACUUGGACGGCAACAUCCACAACGGCACGUCGUACACGGCCGAGGACCGCGGAGACCUGCUCGAGCUGCUCGGGCGCGCCGCGCCCGACUACGCCUACUACACGGCCCGGCGCGCGGGCGCCUCCCACCUUCGCGCCAAGCUCGCCGCCAUCGACGUCGCGCUCGAGGUCUCCCUGCUCGAUCAAGAACGCCACGCCAACCUCAAGCUCUCCCUCGAGGCGUCGCUCCGCUGGGAGCGGCGCCUCGCGGCCGAGUCGGCCACCGCGACGGCCGCCGCGAGGGGCUUCCAGAACUACUUCGCCAACGUGCCCAAGAAGCCCGCGCUCCCGCCGGCCGCGGCGCCCCAGCCGCCGGAGACGGCCGCGGCGCCGCCGAACUGGGCCUGCGCCGCCUGCACCCGCUCGAAGGGCAUGGAGGCGCCGAGCGACGCCGGCGCCGCCGGCACGCAGGGCGCCGCCGCGGGCAGCGCGGGCCCCCGACCGGCCGCGGACGACGCGCAGCGCGAGAAGAAGAAGCAGAAGCAGGACGAGCGGAAGGAGAAGAAGGCCUACCCGUUGACGGUCAAGGCCGGCGCGCCGCUCCUCGUCAACGGCCAGCUCGUCGUCGUCGAGGACACCGCCGAGGACUACGGCGGGAAGGUGGCUCCGUCGGGGUUUGCGCGGGUGCGCUCCAUGAGCGACGCGAAGAUGAAGCUCGUCCAGCUCGGCUACGAGGCGCGCCUGGCGCGCACGGCGACGGACGACGAGGUCCGGGCGGAGCUCGGGCGGGACCGCGCGCGGGUCGCGGGCGCGCGCGGCGCGCUGCCGUACCCGGUCCUCACGCCGGCCGUCAUCGCGGCGCGCGAGGCGCGCGCCGCGGAGAGGCUGGAGGAGUUCGAGCGGCGCCAGGUCGUGCGCGCGUGCGCGCGCGCGCACGACCUCAAGCCCGCGCCCGCGGCCGCCGUCCACGCGGCCGCGGGCCGCGCGCGGGCGACCGCCUGGUCCAUCCAGCGCGGGCUGAUGACCGUCGCCGGCGGCGAGCGCUGCGGCGCCGCGUUGAAGGGCAAGAAGGAGCCGCCGCCGCCGCCCAAACGCGUCAAGAUCGGCCUGUGCGCGGGCAGCCACAAUCUCGAGGCGGAAAUCGAAGCGCUGGACCCGGAGUGCAUCACGCUGACGAUCGACAUGCCGGCGCUCAACCCCGACGUCGUCGCCGACGCGGGCGAGGUGGACAUCGUCGAGCUCGUCGGGCGGGACGUCGCGACGGACAUCUUCCUGCACAUGCCGUGCGGCGGGGGCUCGAAAGUGUGCGAGCACAACCACCAGAACCCGGAACGGGGCGACCACCUGCGCGUGCGGAGAGAGAACCAGCUGCGCAUCGCGCUCAACUUCGUGCGCAACGUCGACCGGCUCGUCAAGAAAUUCCCGAACCUGCGCAUCUGGCGCGACGCCGCGAUCGAGUGCCCGCACGGCAACGAUUUUUGGAAGACGGCGGAGUACAAGCAGCUGAGGUACGUCCACAGGCUCUACGAGUUCCCCUUCGAGCACUGCGCGGAGAUCUUCAAGAUGCCCAAGGACAAGAAGUACAAGAAGCGCGGCAUCCUCGCCACGAACGCGCCCACCUUCCCCGCGCCCACGCGCGGCAACAUGAACGUCGUCCCGGAGGACCUGCUCUGCGACUGCCCCUACAAGAACUGCAAGCACCCCGUGUCGCUCACGGGCGAGCAGCUCGCGGCCGCCGCCGUCUACCCGCCGGGCGUCGCCAAGCAGUUCGCCCUGGCCAUGCAGCAGGCCGAGGUGCUGCCGAUCAAGGACCCCAAGACCUACGAGGACCUGCUGUGGAACUUCGACAAGCUCUACGAGGAGAAGUACGGCCGCGUCGACCGCGACGAGUUCGAGGCCUACGGGCCGCAGCCGCCGCCCGCGCCGACGGGCGAGUAG
This is a messenger RNA of Aureococcus anophagefferens, 2166 nucleotides long. RefSeq lists its product as hypothetical. Bases 1 to 2166 code for a protein of 721 amino acids. NCBI's taxonomy places the organism in Eukaryota, Pelagophyceae, Pelagomonadales, Pelagomonadaceae. The record is from RefSeq and is a predicted model, not a curated record. The transcript has 5 exons.